CUUCUUAGAGGGUGUCCCACUUGGAACAGAAUACUACCCGAAUCAAGAGCCGAGUGAACUAAGACGUGAAGGUAAAAUCAUAUUCAAAGAAAAUGAAGGGAGGAGAAGAAUGCUUCGAAACCCAUUUCCGUUUGAAGUGCGGUAGUUGCAAUGAGAGGUGUUCCAACGAAAUAGUGUUCUAAGUGGACCCAAUUGCCUCCUUGGCACCGUCUUUUUCCGACUUGGAUCGAAGCAAUACUUGCAGAACAAACCGUUGAGAAAAGGCCAACAAUGCUACUGACAGUUUUUCUAUUAAGCCUCUCGGUCACCUGGUGCUCCAGCCAAUUACCAAUUCGAACCACUCCACUCACUCAUUCGACCCGACCUUCUCCAAGGUUGGCACCGAAUCUGUCCUUGAAUGCAACCACAACGGAUGAUCUCACCCCAGCGAUGACUUUCUCGACUGGAGAGUCUGUUUACACCACGGAUAGUCAGACAUAUCAAAGGAUGACGGCUCAAAUGAACGCCAAUGGUAAUGAUGACAAUAGCCCACCAGUGAAAGGUUACAAUCGGUAUGGAUUGGCCUUGAGCCCGGUUCAAAGUGACCUCUUGGAUUUGGGCGUGAAAGUCGAUGGAGAGGCCGCUUAUAACAUUCAUCAGAUUCCAACUAUUGAUGCUCAGCUGAUUACACUAGAAACCACUUUACGAUUGUAUUGGAGAGAUCCUCGACUACAAGUGGAACAUCUGUUGGGCAACAAGUCAUCUGACUAUGUCCUUCUCCAUCCCGACACUUCCAAUUUUAUCUGGUUCCCAGACGUAUACAUAGAUUUUGCCAAGGCUCUUCGGAUCCCCACCUUGAUCAUCCGACCCGCUUCCUUGAGGAUCUAUCGAAACAGUACCUGUCGAUAUGCAACACAGAUCAACUAUGACGUGGCUUGUCCUAUGAACUUCGAGAAAUAUCCUUAUGACACGCAAGUGUGCAAAGUCAAGUAUGAAAGCUAUGGGCACACGAUCGAGAAGAUGCGAGUGGUCUGGAAAAAAGGCUUCGAUCAAUCCAAGGUGACCGAGAACAACUACAUCAGCUUGGCUCAAUUCGAAUAUGCGGUCUUCUUUGAAGAGAACUACGAAGAAGAAAUCGCCUCAGGAGUGUAUCCUGGCGUGAUCAUGACCGUGUUGCUUCGUCGAAAGAUCAGCUACCAUCUGCUCCAGACCUAUCUUCCGAGUGGUCUCUUUGUUAUUGUGGCCUGGCUGUCCCUGUUCCUUCCGCCGGAAUCCAUUCCAGGUCGAGUUACUAUGGCUAUGACAACCCUCCUCACUCUGGCCGCCAUGUUCGGGGCUGUAAGACAAAGCACCCCAAAAGUCAGCUACGUGUCUGCCUUGGAUAUUUGGAUGUGUACUUGCAUAAUAUUUGUCUUUUUCGCCCUCCUUGAAUACGUCGUCGUCUUAUGCCUCUUGAACAAAUGUCAAAUUGGAGGCCUCAACCACCGAGAAACCAAUGGGCGGUUUUCUCGCCGAGGCUCGAUCAACAGUUGUCGCCAGGGCCGACAUCACCCGGCUCCCAUGGGAUCUGGGGCGUCCCCGGGUCAAACCACGCCCUCAGAUACCCAACCCCGUCAACGACAACAACGUCACUCUUGCAGUUCGAGUCUGCAGGAGAAUAAUGGGAUUCGAAUCGCUUUGGACGGAUCCGCGUCCUCGCCACGAAAUUUUGCUCAUGUGGGUACUGAUCCUCCAAGUAAACAGAUGAGGUAUCAAGAGACCAAGAAGAGACGGAACGUGUUCCUGUGUUGCUCCAAAAGAGCUCGCAAAUCUUCGUUGAGGCUCCAGAAAUAUGACAUUGAAAUCUCAACACACACGCAAAAUCGCCGCUCAAACUUCAGCGAAGGCUCGUUGUCCGCCAACUGUUGCGGUGGAUCCCAUCGAAAGAUGAUCCAACGCGUCGAGAAAUUCUGCUCUUGCUUCAUGGCGCUCAGCUUCUUCCUCUUCAA
Molecule: messenger RNA, 1967 nt
Organism: Tigriopus californicus
Lineage: Eukaryota; Metazoa; Arthropoda; Copepoda; Harpacticoida; Harpacticidae
Product: gamma-aminobutyric acid receptor subunit beta-1-like
Biological process (GO): chloride transmembrane transport; chemical synaptic transmission; nervous system process
Cellular component (GO): neuron projection; membrane; synapse
Molecular function (GO): transmembrane signaling receptor activity; neurotransmitter receptor activity; chloride channel activity
Source: RefSeq, a predicted model, not a curated record